CAGAGCAGGCUGCAGUUCUGGAUGGAGGUCCCGGAGGACGAGGAAGCUCCAGGGCAGCUCGGGGGCGACGUGGAGAGGCAGCGUCACUGGUCCAGGUCCGAGGCCCGGUUCUGGUUCGUGUCCUUGUUCUGCGGGACCUGCCUCCUCUACUGCGCCAGGAUGGCCAUGCCGGUCUGUGCCGUCUCCAUGGCAACCGCGUUCCACUGGUCCAAGAUUGACACCGGGCUGGUUUUGGGCGGGUUCUUCUGGGGCUACUGCUUCACACAGAUAUUAGGGGGACACGCCAGCGACAAAGUCGGGGGAGAGAGAGUGCUGGUGCUCUCUGCGGCCUUGUGGUCGACGGUCACCAUGGUGACGCCUCUGCUGUCGCGGCUCAGCUCUCACUCCGUCCUCUCGAUGACCCUGGCCAGGUUCUUGAUGGGGCUGCUGCAAGGGGUCUUCUUCCCAUCUCUGGCCAGCUUGUGUUCUCAGAGAGUCCUGGAAGCCGAGCGCGGGAGUCUGAUGAGCGCCAUCCACAGUGGGACGUACCUGGGCACCCUGCUCGCCGGGGGCCUGGGCUCCGUGCUGCUGGAGCUCUACAGCUGGGAGCUCCUGUUCUACAGUGUCGGCGCCAUGUCAGGCCUCUGGGCGCUCGUGGUCUCCAACUUCCUGCUGAGAGAUGAGAAGGUUGUGGUCCAGAAGAAGCCCCAGGGGACCAUGUCCAGGACUCGCUGGCUGAGUCUCUGCCAGAAACCGUCUGUCUGGUCCCUGGUCCUGGCUCACACCUGCAUGUCUAGCUCCUCCUACAUGCUGCUGUCGUGGUUGCCCACCUACUUUGACGAAACCUUCCCCAUGGAGAGCGGUUCCAUCUACAACGUGGUCCCCUGGCUGGUGGCCAUCCCCGUGGUGCUGUGUUCCGGGUGGAUGUCCGGUGUCCUCCUCAGCAGAGGACACAGCCUCUCCACCGUCAGGAAGGUGAUGCAGUUCAUAGCCAUGGCCGUGUCCAGUCUGUUCCUGGUGCUGCUGUCCGGCACCACUUCCAUCACCGCCGCCGUCACUUACGUGACCAUCGCAGUGAGCGCCUCCACCUUCUCCAGCUGUGGGACAUCCGUCAACGUUCAGGACCUGACUCCCUCGUGUGCUGGCGCCCUCUAUGGGUUCAUGAACAUGCUGGGAGCCUUCAUGGGGCUGCUGACCGUCUCCUUCUCCGGUUACCUGAUAGAGGUCACGUCGUCAUGGGCCAUGGUCUUCUCCCUCAUCACCCUCAUCAACACCGUGGGACUCGGGAUCUUCCUGGUCUUUGGAGACACUCGCCGUGUUGACCUGGACCUUCACAGCACGGUCGACGUCUGAAGGCUUCGCAGUCACCGACUGCUCCGACGCGCUCCAGGCAAUCUGUUGGAGAUAUACAGAAAUUCACAGUCCAAAG
Molecule: messenger RNA, 1408 nt
Organism: Synchiropus splendidus (mandarinfish)
Lineage: Eukaryota; Metazoa; Chordata; Actinopteri; Syngnathiformes; Callionymidae
Product: solute carrier family 17 member 9-like
Exons: 13
Coding region: 22-1332 (436 amino acids)
Biological process (GO): transmembrane transport
Cellular component (GO): membrane
Molecular function (GO): transmembrane transporter activity
Source: RefSeq, a predicted model, not a curated record